Messenger RNA from Colletotrichum abscissum, 1983 nucleotides. RefSeq names its product pescadillo. The record is from RefSeq and is a predicted model, not a curated record. Gene Ontology annotation, biological process: ribosome biogenesis; maturation of LSU-rRNA from tricistronic rRNA transcript (SSU-rRNA, 5.8S rRNA, LSU-rRNA). The transcript has a single exon. Gene Ontology annotation, molecular function: RNA binding. The coding region runs from base 1 to 1983 and encodes 660 amino acids. Gene Ontology annotation, cellular component: PeBoW complex; nucleolus. NCBI's taxonomy places the organism in Eukaryota, Fungi, Ascomycota, Sordariomycetes, Glomerellales, Glomerellaceae.
AUGGCGGGCAGAGUCAAGAAGAAGGGAGAGGCCGGAGCGGCCAAGAACUAUGUCACUAGAAACCAGGCCAUCCGCAAGCUGCAGAUCAGCCUGCCCGACUUCCGCAAGCUCUGCAUCUGGAAGGGAAUCUACCCUCGCGAGCCGCGCAGCAAGAAGAAGGUCUCCAAGUCCUCGACCGCCUCGACGACUUUCUACUACGCCAAGGACAUCCAGUACCUCCUUCACGAGCCGCUGCUGCUCAAGUUCCGCGACCAAAAGGCCCUCGAGAAGAAGAUUUCGCGCGCGCUCGGCCGCGGCGAUGUUGGCGAUGCGAAGCGCUUGGAGAAGAACGCCGCCAGGCCCGAGGAGACUGGCAAGCCGAGAUACACCCUCGACCACGUCAUCAGAGAGCGAUACCCGACCUUUGUCGACGCCUUGAGGGACCUCGACGACUGCCUGUCCAUGCUCUUCCUUUUCGCCAACCUGCCUUCGACCUCGUCUGUUCCCGCAAAGAUGAUUGCGCGCUGCGAGCGGUUGACCCUCGAGUUCCAGCACUACCUCAUUGUGUCGCAGAGCGUCACCAAGUCCUUCCUUUCGAUCAAGGGUAUCUACUACCAGGCGAACAUCAACGGCGAGGAUGUCUUGUGGCUGGUGCCUUACAAGUUCAACCAGAGGGUUGUUGGCGAUGUCGACUUCCGCAUCAUGGGAACCUUUGUCGAGUUCUACAUGACGCUGUUGGGCUUCAUCAACUUCCGUCUGUACACCGGCCUCGGCCUCAAGUACCCGCCCAAGUUUGACCAGACCAAGGACAACCAGUCUGCCGAGCUUGCUGCCUUCACCAUUGAGGGCCAGAACCUCGCCGCCCCCGAGGAGCCGAAACAAAUCACCAACGGCGAGACCGAGCACAGCGUCGACCCCAAGACCCAGGCCGCGGUUGACAAGGUCAUCAAGAAGCUCAAGUCUUCGGAUGCCGACAAGGAGGAGAGCAAGUCGGAGGAGCAGACCGAGUCCGCAGAAGAAUCCACAAACGCCAUCGACAAGUUCGAGCCCGCGGCGCCCGGCGGUGACGUCCUGCCCCAGCCCGUCCACUCGAGCACCGACAGAAACAAGCUCUUCGCCCACUGCACAUUCUUCCUCUCCCGUGAGACUCCCAGGCAACCCCUGGAGUUCCUCCUGCGGUCGUUCGGCUGCAAGCGCAUCGGCUGGGACGCCGUCCUCGGCGAGGGUGCCUUCACCACCGACGAGCGCGACCCGUCCAUCACCCACCAGAUCGUUGACCGUCCCCCCAUUUACGCUGCCAACAGCGAGGAGGGCGAUGGCGAGGACAACCAGACAUCUCAGAAGCUCGCGCCCAACCAGCGCAUCCCCGGCCGGAUAUACGUCCAGCCCCAAUGGGUCUGGGACAGCGUCAACGACGAGGAGCUCAAGCCGGCGGACCAGUACGCCCCCGGCGCCCAGCUCCCUCCCCAUCUCAGCCCCUUUGUCAGGCAAGUGCAGGGCGCGUACGACCCGACCAUCCCCCUCGAGGAGCAGGAGCCCGAAGGCGAGGCCCUGGCCGAGAGCGACGAGGAGAUGGCCGACGACGUGGACGCCGGCGACAUGGACGUUGCCGGGUCCGACGAGGAAGAGGAGGGCGAAGACGGCGAGGGCGGCUCCGACGUUGACGGCGUCUCCGAGGACGAGGACGACGUCGGCUCCGAGAACGACGACGCCGACGCGCAGCGCCAGCUCGAGCUCGAGGCCGAGCUCACGGGCGGCGCGGUCCAGGCCAAGGAGACCAAGCCCAAGACCAAGAAGGAGGCGGCCCGCAAGGCGCACGCCAAGAAGGUGGCCGAGGAGGCGGAGGAUAUCGAGCGGGCCAAGGGCAUGCUGAGCAAGAAGAAGAGAAAGCUGUUUGAGCAGAUGCAGUACACUAAUAACAAGAAGAGCGCGCAGGACGAGAAGCUGCGUGCCAAGAGGAGAAGGCUGGAGAGGGAGGCCGCGAACAAGAAGGCCAAGGCGUAG